AAUCAUAGAGGCGAUGGCCCCUCCCAUCACACAGAACCGAAGCGCGCGGCCGUCAAUGGCACUGAGUAGUGCACGUCACCUGUCUUUAACAUGUAGCUAGAAACGCUAACACGGCCCGAAAUUCAACUCAGAUGACCAACACCCUGGUCGCAUUUGUGUUUUCGUUGAGCCGAAGUGAAACUGCAUGUCAAAGAUGUUCGUUAUAGUUCGUAAUCCAAGCCAAGAGCCGAUGUGGGCAUAACUGACGUUGUGAAUUUAACCGCAUUAGCUAACGUUAGCCAGCUAGCUGGGUUUACCUUUAGCUGCUCCAGUUGAAACGAGCUAAUAUCACCAACGUUCAAAAUAUAGAUGUUCAGCGAGUCGAUUCUCGAUCAUAAAGGCAAAUUUGACGGCCUCCUGGAACGCGGGGUCUUUUGGAGAGGAAACUUCAAUCGGAGAAACACGGUGGCCUAAGCCAUGGGGGCGUUCUUAGACAAGCCCAAAACAGAGAAGCAUAAUGCUCACGGAGAGGGAAAUGGCCUGCGUUUUGGCCUCAGCAGCAUGCAGGGAUGGAGGGUGGAGAUGGAGGAUGCCCACACCGCAACCAUAGGCCUGCCGCACGGUCUGGACGACUGGUCCUUCUUUGCGGUCUACGACGGUCACGCCGGCUCACGUGUUGCUAACUACUGCUCUAAACACAUGUUGGAACAUAUUGUCGCCACAGGGUCGGCAGAUGAACUGCGGAAGGCGGGUGCUCCGACGCCUGAGACGCCAGCCAUAGAGGCGGUCAAAAGGGGUAUCCGCGCCGGCUUCCUGAGGAUCGACGAGCACAUGCGCAGUUUCACAGACCUGCGGAACGGCAUGGACCGCAGCGGCUCCACCGCGGUGGGUGUGCUGCUCUCUCCGGAACAUCUGUAUUUCAUUAACUGUGGGGACUCACGGGCCCUUCUCUGCCGCAACGCGCAAGUCGGCUUCUCCACGAUGGACCAUAAGCCCUGUGACCCACGGGAGAAGGAGCGUAUACAGAAUGCAGGUGGCUCUGUAAUGAUCCAGAGGGUUAAUGGAUCGCUGGCUGUAUCCCGAGCACUGGGUGACUAUGACUACAAGUGUGUGGAGGGCAAGGGUCCCACAGAGCAGCUUGUGUCUCCAGAGCCAGAAGUAUUCGAGAUAGUUCGUUCAGAUACGGAGGAUGAAUUUGUGGUGCUGGCGUGUGACGGUAUCUGGGAUGUGAUGACCAACGAGGAGCUUUGUGCCUUUGUGCGAUCAAGACUGGAGGUGAUGGACGACCUGGAGAGAGUGUGCAACGAAGUUGUGGAUACUUGUCUCCACAAGGGAAGUCGAGAUAAUAUGAGUAUUAUAUUAGUUUGUUUGCCAAAUGCACCCCAGGUGUCAGAGGAGGCGGUAAAGAGAGAUGCUGAGGUGGACAAGUACCUUGAAUCGCGGGUGGAAGAGCUCAUAGAGAAAGCAGGGGAAGAAGGUGUGCCUGAGCUGUUGAUUGUCAUGAGCACCCUGUCCCAAGAAAGUAUCCCUAAUCUCCCACCAGGGGGCGGCCUUGCCAGCAAGCACAGUGUUAUUGAAGCAGUGUACAACCGGUUGACCCCCCAAAGAGAAGAGGAUGGUCCCACCUGUUUCAUUUGAGCGGAGCUGACCUUGAGGACCCGUGGUAGUCGUCCCACCUGAGGGAAGAGCCCCUUUUUUUACACGAGACAUCAGUCAUGUUUCUUUUGUUCCAGUGAAAUCAACAGAUUCAAUGGACAAGUGUCACAACACAGUGGAAACACAGUACAACCAAAAGCAUUACAAACACUUUUUUUCUAAUACAUGAGGGAAAGAAUGGAGUUCCAGUUUUAAAAACAACUACAAGAAAAAUACACAUCAUACAAUAAAAAAUAGUUUUUCUCCCUUUUUUUGUGGUGGCUGUGGGUGUUAAUUUUAAAUCCGAGGAUGUUUUGGGGGAUAGACCCAUGUACGUGCUGUGGUGCCUUUUCCAGUCGGCUGCAAAUUCGAGUUGAGGAUACAAUUGAUAAACUUGGCAGCCCCUGCUAUGUGGUUAUGGAUCAUCACUGGGUUUAAUUGAGGAUAUAUUUGACUGAUGAAAGUGUGUGGAACAUGUUUUAAAGAAUUGCUUCAUUACUACAUAGCCUGCGUGGAAAGGAUUGAAGCUUGUUGGUUUUUUGCACCUUCCCGCUGACUGACCUUUAGGUUGAACCUCGGACUUGACCCUGCUUCGUUUGGCAGGUUAUCAUUUGAUUAUUUGUAAAAAGCUUUUUAAUCCUGCUGUUUCAGAGAGUAUAGAAUAUAUAGAGAUAAAUAUAUAAAAUUCAUAUAUAUUUUUUAUUUUUCCCAAGUUUGAUGUCUUUGUCGCUUAUUGUGUGAAGCAAUAGAGUAAUGUUAAUGGCGACUGAUGAGCGUGCCAUGUUGUGUGAAAUAGACACACUGAGUUUGUUCAUGUACUUGUUUAACCCAGGAAUUGUGGGUGUUGUUGGAUAAAAGGGAUUGUAACUGCCCACCAAAGCCACACAGCUUUUCUCAGCUCUCCCUUUGUAUUGUAACUCAGUCUUUUCUCCUUCUCAUCCCUCACUUUCGAAUGCAGAUGUGAACUUACAGCAACCUGCCUUUUUUUCUUCCUUUUUCCUUCAGAGUAUAUUGUAAAGUGGUGUUUUUUUUGUUGUUUUUUUUUUGGUUAGAUGAACAUGAAAAACUAGCUUUGUGAUGAAUUCACUGAUUAUUUUCUGAUUCACCAUACGAGUGUAAUGUCGGUUUUGCUCAAAUAUGUUUUCGGCAGUCCAUGGACAACAGUACUCAUUGGCCUCAGAACUUGAAAGUUGAUAUUGAGCAGAACAAUAAAGCUACAGGAAAAAGCAGUCGUGCUCCUUAUGUUUAAUUACACCGUGGGAAAAGCCUAAUGGCUAGGACACAACGCUUUUUGAGUCUUUUAACUUUGCAUAACAGCAAACAGUAGUUCCAUGUUCCAAGAGAGAGAGACCAGCUUGUAAAGCAACCAACUGCAGGUUGCUUAGUUUUUGUGUGUGCUUUAGCGUUCAAUAGCUCAAUAAUAGACUGGCAUGGUAAGAAAUUAUUUAAAAUAACGAUGUUCUCAGUAAAAGUUGUCCAAAAUGGAAAA
Messenger RNA from Pimephales promelas (fathead minnow), 3103 nucleotides. Lineage: Eukaryota; Metazoa; Chordata; Actinopteri; Cypriniformes; Leuciscidae. The record is from RefSeq and is a predicted model, not a curated record.